GCGUGGUGGCUGUGCGGCGGCGGAGCGGGAACCGGAGGGCACUCACACAUUGUCAAGAGAAAAUGACUGCAUCAGGUCUUGCGGUAAGAGUAGAAACUUGGCUUGCAUCUGCGUGGCAUGUGAAGGUUCCAGCACCAUGGCUAGAAGCUUGUAUUAACUGGAUUCAACAAGAAAAUGGUGGAAGCAAUUUGGCUCAGGCUUCUAUUAACAAACAAGUUUUUGAGCAAUGGCUUCUCACAGAUCUCAGAGAUCUUGAAUGCCCUGUUCUGCCUGACUGCAUUUUAAAUGAUUCAAAAGGAGAAUUGAAUGGCUUUUAUUCCAUACAGAUUGAUUCACUUGUUGAUGUGAGUCAGCCUGCCUAUUCCCAAUUGCAAAAGAUAAGAGGGAAGAAUACUGUAAAUGAGGAAAUAACUGCUAACACACAAGGAACCGGGAAGUCCUGGGAGGCAAAGCCUACUCGAAUGUUGAUGCUUCAAUUGACCGAUGGUAUACAUCACAUUCAAGGUAUGGAAUACCACCCUGUUCCUGUACUCCAUAGCAGUCUCCCUCCAGGUACAAAAGUUAUGAUACAAGGGAAAGUUGCUUAUCGUUUAGGUGUUCUUUUGCUCAAGCCAGAAAAUGUGAGACUAUUGGGAGGUGAAGUGGAUAGUCUUGUAGAGGACUUCAUUGCGGAACGAGUUCUUGCUAGGCUAAUUGGAGAAGAAGUUGUCCCACCUAAUGCUGUGAGAUCAAAUAAUGGUGAAUAUGGGAUUUCAAGAUCUGAUGAAAUAGGCCAAGUCCUAGGUCCUUCUGAUGAAGAGCUUCUGGCAAGUCUUGGGGGAAAUGAUGAAUUAAUGAUAAAUGAAGGCCAUCUUGAAAGUGGAUAUUGUAGUAGAAGUACCAGCUUAAAUUCUACCACACAUUCCCUUUCUUCCAACAAUGGAAGCUGCUUGCAGCAAGGCCCUACAGUAGUCAUAGCAGAAAAUGAAGUACAAAGUGUUCCAGUUUUGGAAAACAUGGAAGAAGCUUUUGAUGACUUUCCAUUGGAUGAUGAUUUACUUUUAGAAGAUGAGAUUCAGCAAGAAGAGAUGUAUGUUCUGAACAGAAGUACUAGCAUGCAUAACCAGCCUAUUGGACAAAAGAAAUCUGGUGAAAGAGAGAUGUAUAAUACAUUUGAAGAAAGCACAAGUGGUUUUUCUAUAAAACAUAGUGUGCAGCACACCCAGAAUUUCGAUAAUUAUUUGGGAAAUAAGCUUGUACAAGAGAGAGGUAGUAAUGAAAAGUCCUUCAGUAUUUCUAACAAUAGAUUAACAGACAUUAAGGCAGAACAAUGUCCUGACAAUAUACAGGCCUGCAAAAUAAUGAAUAAGUGCCACGAAGUUGGUCUGGAUACCUCUCCUUUUACAUAUUUAUCAGUUUUAUUAAGUAACAAGCCCAUAGGUAUUAUCACUGUGAAAGUUAAAGCAUUUAUAGUAACUCUUACAGGAAAUCUCAUAAGCAGUGGUGGCUUCUGGAGUGUAAAAGCAAAAAUAUCUGAUGGCACAGCUUAUCUAGAAGUUGAUUUUGCUGAUGAGAUUCUAACAAGUAUGAUUGGGUUUUCAGUACCUGAAAUGAAACAACUAAAGAAAGAUCCGAUCCAGUGCCCAAAGCUUAAGGAGGGUUUACAGAAUUGCCAAAGAGAACUAAUAGACCUCUGUUGCUUGAUGACCAUUGAAUUUAAUCCCACCCAGACAAAAGCAAUAGUAAAUGUUUUGCAAGACAUUAAUACAAAUGAUUUGAAUGAUUUAAGAAGACGCUUAUGUAUGUAAUAUUUAAGUGACCAUUUUGAUUGUAAUCCCUGGGAAAUUGGUAUAGCAAAAUAGGUGUUUAGUUAUGACAGUGUUUUUGCUACUGUUUCAAUUCAGAAAAAGUCAGUGGGAGAAUAUGGGGAAAUAUCUUAAUACUGGAACAUACUGUCUUUAGUUCGGCUUUCCUUGCCCAGUUUACUUGUCUGUUUUAGCAAAGGGUUAUGUGUAUAUAUUAAAUACUUCUUCAAAAUAUCAGGAAAACAAGGUUUUGUAGAGGGGAAUCGUAAGGAGCUCACUCUGAAGACUUCAUCCUUUGUAGAAUUAUUGAAAGUUAGGUGAUACAUAAACCGUUGGAAUACUAUCUAAUUGUGAUAUAUUUUCUGUUAAUUUUAAGGCAUUUGCUCAUCAUGGCAUUUG
This is a messenger RNA of Elgaria multicarinata webbii, 2183 nucleotides long. It is a transcript of the gene RMI1, whose product is annotated as RecQ mediated genome instability 1. NCBI's taxonomy places the organism in Eukaryota, Metazoa, Chordata, Lepidosauria, Squamata, Anguidae. The record is from RefSeq and is a predicted model, not a curated record. Bases 63 to 1787 code for a protein of 574 amino acids. Gene Ontology annotation, cellular component: nuclear body; RecQ family helicase-topoisomerase III complex. The transcript has 2 exons. Gene Ontology annotation, biological process: resolution of meiotic recombination intermediates; double-strand break repair via homologous recombination. Gene Ontology annotation, molecular function: nucleotide binding.